AUGGACUUAUUUAAUAUCGAUUCGGAAACAGUGUCCGUACUUGCCAAAAUGGACGACAAAGAUCUCUCUUCUCUCUCAACGACACUCGAUGAAUCUACGAUGGACGGAGACAUUGAGUUAAAUAUCUAUAUUUGUUUCACUAUCUUCCGAAAAACACAAUCGCCGGAAAAACUUCAGCAAGCUAUCCAGCGAACGGAUGCUUGGAAUGCAACACUAGCUAUGGAUCAUCCCGAUCGCCUUCGACGGCGUCAAAUCGGUGAUAUGCUGUUAGCCUGGAAAAACCAGUUUGUUUCGGUUCUGGUUUCAAGAAAUGGCUACUUGAAUCUGCUUGGAAAUAUAUUUCGUUCGCGGUUUAAGUGGACACAUUCGAUUGAUAACCUGAAUCGAGCUGUUGAACUGGCGAAAAUGGCGGUAAAUGCCACCCCUCAAAGCAAUCCUCGUCGAGCUGCUUUCUUACUUAACCUUGGAAUCACUCUCGACAUGCGAUUUGAGCGGACUGGCUCAAUGGACGAUAUAAAUCAUGCCGUUGAAGUUGCGGACUUUUCAAUAAAAAUCGCAAGCCCGGACGACCGCGGUCUAUCUUGGAUGUCAAGUAGCUUUGCGCAUAUUCUUGGUAGACGAUCUGAACGAACGGGGUCUUUGGAUGAUUUGAAUCGUGCUAUUGAAGCGUCGCAAAGGGCAGUGGACAUUUUACCCCAAGUCCACUCUCAUCGAGCUGUUAGGUUAAAUAACCUUGGGAAUUUGCUCGGUAAACGAUUUGAACGAACGGCAGUUGAUAUGGCGUGGUUAAGUAACCUUGGAAGCUGGCUGAGCAUACGAUCUAGAAAAACCUCGUCUAUAAUAAAUGCUGUAUCUCAAGACCACCCUGACCGAAUCACAUAUUUGAAUAAUCUUUCGAAUUGUUUGAUCACGCGAUUUUAUCACACGGCUCAAAUGAACGAUCUGAAUCGCGCCAUUUCUUUCCUAGAUGGGGUAGUAAAUGGAAUAUCCCAAGACCACCCUAGCCGAAUCUUAUGUAUGGGUAGUUUUGCAAAGUCUUUGUUGUCGCGAUUUGAGAAGACGGAUUCGAUAGACGACCUCAACCGUGCGCUCUCCUCUUUCAAUGACGGCUGGAAUUGCCAUACUGCUUCACCCUCUGAUCGCAUUAAAAUGGCUAAGGGAGCAGCUCCACUAAGCCAGUUACUAAGGGAAGCACAUACCGACAAGCAGCAUAUGCUCGCAGAAUUCUCGAGCUUAGCUUCUGAUUCAGCGGCCGCGUGUCUAAACGCAGCGGAAGGAAGGAUCAAAGAAGAAGAAGCAUAUGAUGCGUUGAGGUUCCUCGAGCUCGGCCGUGGUAUUAUCGCCGGUUUGCUGAUGGAUAUGCGCGUAGACGUUUCAGAUCUCAGGCAGAAAUACCCUGACUUGGCAGAGAAAUUCGUGUCGCUUCGGGACGAGCUGGAUCUUCCAGCAGACGUACGGAGAUUCCCCAGUCAUAGCGGCGACAUGGUUGGUGAUUGGGAAUCACAAGCAAAACGACGGCGUGAAGCCGACCAAGGAUUUAGCGAGCUCCUACCGAUUAUUCGUACUAAGCCCGGGUUCCACAACUUUCUUCUCCCACCCACUAGAGAUGAGUUGAUGGCUGCGGCAGACCCAGACCCGAUCAUCGUUGUCAAUAUAAGCUCUUAUCGGUGCGACGCAUUCCUCAUUGAGCAUUAUCGGAUUCGGGUGAUAAAACUACCUGAUCUGACAUUAGAAGACGUUCGGAAACAAGUUCGAGACCUACGAUCAGCAGACAUGACAUCAAUUCUCGAAUGGCUCUGGGAGGCCAUCUGUCGACCGUGCCUAGACGCACUAGGAUUUCAGACGUCAAUUGAUAAUUGUCCUCACGUGUGGUGGGUUCCCACCGGGCUUCUAAGCCAGCUACCACUUCAUGCGGCGGGCCUUCAUUCGCAAGGGUCUACUGAUACUGUCCUUGAUAGAGUCAUGUCUUCGUAUGCCUCGUCUAUCAAGGCACUAGUACACGGACGCCGGCACCAUUCUGAUAAUCCCUCCCAGUCCCCGUUCAACCAGGCUCUUUUGGUUGCCAUGAACAUAACACCAGGGAUAAAUGGGAAUAGAGAUCUUCAGUAUGCCAAAGAAGAAAUAGACAUGUUAAAAAGCAUUUGUUCAUCACUACAGUUAGUGCCAGUUACGCCGGCGCGGUAUAAGCGCAAUAUCAUGGAGUCUUUGAGGGGUUGUAAGGUAUUUCACUUUGCAGGUCAUGGGAGACUGAAUCCGGUAGAGCCCUCACAGAGUUGUUUGCUCCUUGACGAUUGGGAAACUGACCCGCUUACUGUGGGGGAUCUACGUGACCACAAGCUUCAAGGAAACCUGCCAUUUCUGGGAUAUUUGUCAGCAUGUUCGACUGGAUCCAACAAGGCGGAGAAUCUCGCUGACGAAGCCAUUCAUCUCGUCGGCGCCCUCCAACUAGCAGGUUUCCGACAUGUCGUAGGCACACUUUGGGAAGUAUCAGACAGUCAUUGUGUUGAUGUGGCCAGGGUUUUAUACGAGACACUCCACGAAGGCAUCACGGAUACCGCAGUCUAUCGAGGGAUUCAUCGCGCCAUCAAACGACUACGGGAUAAUGAUGUCGAGAGCGUGGAGAAAGGGAGGGAUGGUAUUUUAGUAGAUUUGGAGGCCAAAGCAAGAGUGCCGAAAAGCUUCUACUGGGUUCCCUACAUUCACUUUGGUGUUUAG
Molecule: messenger RNA, 2715 nt
Organism: Annulohypoxylon truncatum
Lineage: Eukaryota; Fungi; Ascomycota; Sordariomycetes; Xylariales; Hypoxylaceae
Product: CHAT domain-containing protein
Exons: 7
Coding region: 1-2715 (904 amino acids)
Molecular function (GO): protein binding
Source: RefSeq, a predicted model, not a curated record